Messenger RNA from Didymodactylos carnosus, 1035 nucleotides. NCBI's taxonomy places the organism in Eukaryota, Metazoa, Rotifera, Eurotatoria, Philodinida, Philodinidae. The record is from the annotation of a GenBank genome assembly.
AUGAUUCCGCCUGAACUUCGUGACCAAUUAUAUCUUGGUUUUCGAUCAUCGUUACAUGGAUUCAUAUUAGCAUGGAACAAUAAUUAUGUAUGGAAAACACAACUAUUUUCUUUCUGGUCAUUGUUAAUCUCAACAAUUACUGUUUAUUGUAUCUUAUAUAUUUCUUUAUUACCAUUUCGUGUUUUAUUAUGGAUUUUUUCGUUUUAUACUGUUGUUAAUCUAGAAACUCUCAACUAUCUUCGUGAUGUAUCAUCUCCAUCUAAUUUAUUUAUUCAUCUAUGUUGGUUUAUACCAUUGUUAGCCGUUUUUAUUAUGAAUAAUUUAUUGGGUUAUGAAAAUAUUUUUUUUUCCGUAUUAUCAUCGAUUCAUCCACAAUUUGCUACUCAAUUAUAUGCCAAACCACGACAACGUUUUUUAACAUUAUUGUAUUAUUUUCUACGUCGUACAACAUUAUUAUUUAGUUUUGUUAUGUUUAUUCAUCUUCUACGAUCAUCAUCAUAUUUGGGUCGAUUUAUCCCAGCAUUAUGGUUAUUAAAUUAUGUUCGUCAUACAAUAAUAAAUACAAAAUGUUUAUCUGUUCGUCUUAUUCUCAUUACUUUAAUUUUAUUAGUUGGUUAUAUUAAAAGAUUUCAGCCAUAUGCCAUGUCAUUACUUCAUCUACAAUUGGCGUCAAUAGCUUUAGCGAGAGAAUUAUUUGAUACAUACUUGUCGAGGAUUCAUAAUCAACUAUCAACGCCUAAUACAAAUGCUGUUAAGUUAUUAGGAAUUUAUCCGGGACCAACAACUUUAACAUUUUGCGGGUUUUCAUUGUCUACAUCAAUAGUUACAUCCAAAUCGGUUCUGAAUCCACAUAAAAAUGUACGGAAAUUUUUACGUAAUCAUUAUUUAUCUUUGUUAACAUUUGCCUUGCCCUAUGUCUUUUUAUUGUCUGUGCCAUUGCUUGGAUUCUUUUGCGUGGGUUUUGCACACGGUGCUGCUGCAUAUACUCUUGUAAUAAUAAUGGAGAAUGAAAUGAUGAAAAAACAGAAACAGUAA